This is a messenger RNA of Dromiciops gliroides (monito del monte), 3600 nucleotides long. It is a transcript of the gene GUCY2C, whose product is annotated as guanylate cyclase 2C. The transcript has 27 exons. Gene Ontology annotation, molecular function: guanylate cyclase activity; peptide receptor activity; ATP binding. Gene Ontology annotation, biological process: protein phosphorylation; cGMP biosynthetic process; intracellular signal transduction. The record is from RefSeq and is a predicted model, not a curated record. Lineage: Eukaryota; Metazoa; Chordata; Mammalia; Microbiotheria; Microbiotheriidae. Bases 48 to 3242 code for a protein of 1064 amino acids.
UCCAAGAGGAGUGAGUGCAAGAGAAAUGGGCUUGAGGUGAGGGGGUCAUGAAGAGGUUAGUCCUGGGUCUGGCUUUAUGGCCUCUCCUCCUUUAUUUUCAAGUAUGGGGGUGGCAUUUACCUGAAAACAAAGCCUGUGGGAAUGGCGUUCGUGGGAUCAGUGUAUUGAUGAUGAAUAACUCAGCCUUCCCGGAAUCGCUGGAAAAUCUGAAAAUAGCUAUGGAUAUGGGCUUGAAAAUGGUGAAUGAUCUUUAUGGAGAAGACAGAAAUGUGACCAUCUACUAUCGCAACUCUUCAAAUCCAGUCCAAAGGGCAAAUGACUGCACUAGUAGCACCUGUGAAGGCUUGGGUAUUCUUAAGUCUCUCAGAGAAGAAGGGCAUGUGGGAUGUGCUCUCUUCGGACCUUCCUGCACCUAUUCCACUUUUCAGAUGUACAUUGAAACGAUUUUGGAGUUCCCCAUGAUUUCGGCAGGAAGUUUUGGAUUAUCAUGCGACCACAAAGAAACUUUAACCAGAUUGUUGCUUCCAGCUAGGAAGUUGAUGUACUUUUUAGUUGAUUUCUGGAAGAUUAAUAACUUGCCAUUCAAAACUGUUUCAUGGAAUACAGCUUAUGUUUUAAAGAGCAAUAAUUAUUCAGAGGAAUGUUUAUGGUACCUCAAUGCUCUGGAAGCUGGAGUUUCCUAUUUCUCACAGGAACUUCAAUUCAAGGAAAUGCUGAGAACUGAUGACCAGUUUCAUGAAAUCUUGAGGAAUAAGAACAGGAAAAGCAAUGUGAUUGUCAUGUGUGGCACACCAGAAUCCCUUGAUGCCCUGAAGGGUAAUUAUGAAUCAGAUGCAGACAUCGUCAUUGUUCUGGUGGAUCUUUUCAAUAAGCAGUACUUUGAGAAUACCACAUCAGCUCCUUACAUGAAAAACGUCCUCGUGCUGACAUUGAAGCCUCCAAAUUCCAGUUUAUCUAACUUACUGAAUGUCUCAUUGGAGAAAGAUUACUUUGUUCUUGCCCACAUGAAUGGAGUCAUGCUCUUUGGACACAUGAUAAACCAAGCACUUCAAGACCAGUCAGAUGGCUCUUUUUCCUAUGCUUUCCGAAACCUCACUUUCCAAGGAGGUCUAGGUCCUGUGACCCUGGAUGAAUGGGGAGAUAUUGAAAAUAAUGUGACUGUUCUGUAUACUUCAGCAGAUUCUAAUGAGUACAAGGUUCUUUUGUACUAUGACACCCAUGUAAACAGGACCAUUUGGCAUGAGGAGAAACCCAUUCUCACCUGGAAGAAUAAUAAACUUCCCAGUGAUGUAUUAGGGAAAGACCCUGAAAUCCUGAUGAUUGUUGUCAUUGCUCUUGCGGGAGCAGUUUUAUUUAUACUAGCCAUUGCUCUGCUGGUGUUCAGGGAAAAUAGAAAGAAUAAUGAACUUCGUCAGAAGAAGUGGUCCCAUAUUCCAACAGAAGAGAUCAUACUCUUGGAGACUGAUGAGACCAGUCAUGUGAGCCUGAAGAUUGAUGAAGACAAGAGACGUGAUACCGUUACAAGGCUACGUCAAGGAAAAUAUGACAAAAAGGUGGUAAUCCUUAAAGAUCUCAAGCACAGUGAUGGCAACUUCACCGAGAGGCAGAAGAUAGACCUGAAUAAGUUACUCCAGGUUGACUAUUACAACCUGACCAAAUUCUAUGGUACAGUGAAGAUUGACACCAUGAUCUUUGGAGUGAUCGAGUACUGUGAGAGGGGAUCCCUUCGGGAAGUUUUAAAUGAUACAAUCUCCUACCCUGAUGGCACCUUCAUGGACUGGGAGUUUAAAAUUUCUGUCAUGUAUGACAUUGCCAAGGGGAUGUCUUAUCUGCACUCCAGUAAAACUGAAGUACAUGGUCGUCUGAAGUCUACUAAUUGUGUAGUGGACAGCAGAAUGGUGGUAAAGAUCACUGACUUUGGUUGCAAUUCCAUUUUACCUUCAAAGAAAGAUCUGUGGAUGGCUCCUGAACACCUCCGAGAAGCAAAUGUGUCUCAGAAAGGUGAUGUGUACAGCUAUGGGAUCAUCACACAAGAGAUUAUACUUCGAAGAGAAACCUUUUACACAUCGAGCUGUUGGGACCAGAAAGAGAAAAUUUACAGAGUGGAGCAUAACAAGGAUUCAAAACCAUUCCGUCCAGACCUCUUUCUGGAGACAACUGACGAAAAAGAACUGGAAGUCUAUCUGCUUGUCAAAAACUGUUGGGAAGAAGACCCUGAGAAGAGACCAGACUUCAAGAAAAUUGAGAGCACCCUGGCUAAGCUAUUUAGUCAUUUCCACAGUCAAAACAGUGAAAGCUACAUGGACACCUUAAUCCGACGUCUUCAACUCUACUCUCGGAACCUGGAACAUUUGGUGGAAGAAAGGACCAAGCUAUACAAGGCAGAGCGGGACAGAGCAGACAGGCUUAACUUCAUGUUGCUGCCCAGGCUAGUGGUAAAGUCUUUGAAGGAGAAAGGUUUUGUGGAACCUGAACUGUAUGAGGAGGUCACAAUUUACUUCAGUGACAUUGUAGGUUUUACCACCAUCUGCAAAUACAGCACCCCUAUGGAGGUAGUCGACAUGCUCAAUGACAUCUACAAGAGCUUUGACCACAUUCUGGAUCACCAUGAUGUCUACAAGGUAGAGACCAUUGGAGAUGCCUACAUGGUUGCUAGUGGAUUGCCAAAGAGGAAUGGCAAUAGACAUGCAGUAGACAUUGCCAAGAUGGCUUUGGACAUCCUUAGUUUCAUGGGAUCCUUUGAACUCCAGCAUCUUCCGGGCCUCCCUGUGUGGAUUCGCAUUGGAGUACAUUCUGGGCCAUGUGCUGCUGGAGUUGUUGGAAUCAAAAUGCCUCGUUAUUGUCUGUUUGGAGAUUCUGUGAACACAGCCUCAAGGAUGGAAUCCACAGGCCUCCCUUUGAGGAUUCAUGUGAGUGGAUCCACUAUAGCUAUUCUGAAGAGGACCGAAUGCCAGUUCCUAUAUGAAGUGAGAGGAGAAACUUACUUAAAGGGAAAAGGCACAGAGACCACCUACUGGCUUACAGGAGUUAAGGACCAGGAGUACAUGCUGCCAACACCUCCUUCUGUGGAGAAUCAGCAGCACUUACAGGCAGAAUUUUCCAACAUGAUCAUUGAAUCUUUGCAGAACAGACAGGCCCAAGGUUUAUCAGACCGGAAACCAAGGCGUGUGGCCAGCUAUAAAAAAGGAACCCUGGAGUAUUUGCAGCUGAACACCACAGAUGAUAACGAAACCUAUUUUUAAAUCUAAGUGGGUGCUAAGACCUCCGUCAAAAUCAGAAUCCACAUAGCAGGAGAUCUUGUUUGUCUCAGAAGUUGGCCUUGUCAGGAAGACCUUAAAGAAAUAGAAAAGACCUAGAAACUUCCUCUAUCUUUUGGGUCAUCUCCUUGGAACAUGUUUUCUUCUAUGAGUGAGAUUCAUUUCCUUAGUUGACAUAAAUAUAUGUUGCUAUGUGGCCUUAUCUUAACAGUUUCUUCCUGAACUUCGUAUCCUGAUAGGAAGGAAAGAUAACUCUAUACUAGAACUCAAGGAAAUACCGGUCUUGAGGAGUUUUUGUCUGAUGGCUCUUUUUCUUGCUAUUUCCAUUUUGGUAUUUUUUUAA